AUGGGUAAUAAGCAAUCCACGAUACAAAACGUUUAUGAAGCUGCUCGUGAUGGUUCUUCUGAUCUAACUAAUCUUUUAAAGCGGCUCAACACUGAAGAAAGGAAAACUGCGCUCGAUUCCAAGACCAAAGAUGGCGACGAGAAUGCAACUCCUCUCAUAAUUGCUUCUCGCAAUGGAAACCUAGACUCUGUAAAGAUUCUUUUGAGUUUCAAAGCAGAUAUCGAAGCACGAGGAACUGUGAAAGCCAACACUGACGAAGUUUUCGAAGGUUGCUCUCCUUUGUGGGCCGCUGCUGCUACUGGUCAUCUAGAUGUUGUGAAACUGUUAAUCGAUCACAAUGCAGACGUUAAUGGCAGAAAUGCAACGAAUUCGACUCCUUUGCGGGCUGCUGCGUACGAUGGACGUCUUGAUAUUGUGAGUUGUUUAGCCAAGAACGGAGCUGAUGUAAAUGCAAGAGAUGAAUUUGAGAGUACUCCUUUGAUGAUAACAUGUUACAAUGGUCACAUGGAUGUUGCUUCCUAUCUAAUCGAACAUGGCGCAAAUCACCAUUUGCAAGACAAGGAUGGAGACACGUGUCUUCACUAUGCUGCAGAGAAAGGUCGCACCGAAGUUGUCGGUAGGCUUCUUUCUCUUGGAGUAGAAGAGAGGCAAAAUAAGAAACGUUUGACCCCACUACUAGCAGCCAGUAAUGAAAGCAAAUAUGAAAUGGUCGAGUAUUAUAUCAACCGACCCGAAUGUACUAAGGAACAAAAAAUUGACGCUCUCGAACUUCUUGGUUCCUCUAUUGCAAAUGAUCCUGAUUCUUAUGACAUCGAAGAAGCAUUCAGUUGUAUGAGGCGUGCAAUGGAAGAGAGGUAUCAGGACCCGUCAUGUCCAUUGCUUAAAAAGAACAUAAAACCUGUGGAAGAUUAUGAAAAUAGAACAGAGAGUCAAACUCUUGAGGAACUUUCCCUGUUAAAAGAUGAUAAUCAUGCUAUCCACAUGGAGGGUCUCAUGAUCAAGGAGAGAGUCCUUGGAAUUGAAUCUGCAGCACUUCUGGACGAUAUCAGAUCUUAUGGGAUUGUUCUGGCUGACUUUGAGCAUUACAAACCUUGUAUUGGUCUAUGUAAACGAGCGAUGGAAAUAGCCAUGAACUGUGGUGAACCUAUUACGCACGAUCUUCAAAUGUUAUCAUGGCUAUUUAUAGUAACGGAACUUCGGUGCUCAAAUGGAAAACACAUUGUGGCAGCAUUCGAAAAACUGACAGAAAAACUAGAGACUGGGAAAUUGCAAGAGGGGCAAGAAGAUGAGGAAAAAGAAAAAAUGCUUUACUGUUUUCUAAAUCUUCUGAUGAUUUGCGCCAAAUUUGAAGUUUUAGAGGAUAAUGAGGAUGAAAUAAAGGAAAUGAUCGACUAUGUUCAAAGAAUUCUGCGUUUAGACAUUCGUAACCGCGAUGGAAAUACAUUACUGCAUCUAGCCGCAGCAUUUGAUGCAAAAACUGUGGGAAUCGUGUACAAGUCUCCCUGCAUUAAAACCGCGAAGCUACUUUUACAUGCAGGGUGCAAUGUGAAUGCCGUAAACUUUGAAGGAGAAACUCCUCUUCAUUUGGCUGUGACUUUUAUGCCAGGGGGUGAACAGGUAGAGACUAUGAAAGAAAUUAUGGAGAUAUUGCUCGAUAUCGGUGCAGAUACAAAGCUCGUAAACAGCAAGGGUCAAACACCACUGGAAUGCUGCGAGAGUGACGUGGCUCGAAGGAUCCUGUCAGAGAGAAGAGCAGUGGGUGCUAUGAACGUCGUUACCAGAGAUGAUGUAAAAACUGGUAGCGAAACUGUUGUGAGGAGUGCAGUUGUUGUUCCUAUAGCAACCGAAAUAGAAGAAUUUAAUUUUGAGGAGAAGUCUCAGAAAGAGAAAUCAGGUUUUUUACAAGAUGAACAAAAACUCUCUCGUGACCAGAAAAAUGGCCCUGUUGACUCAGAAGAGAUAGAAAUGGAUGAACUGUACUUCGACAAGGACAAACAAUCACUAGCGAGAGGGAAAGAAAGAAACCGUAAAUUCGCAGAAACCGUUAACGAGGGAGGAGGAUCAAAUGCAAGAAAGACAUAAACAACUGACGGAAAUGAACCAGUGCGGGAUUCAUUCCCAAGCACAGCUGCAAAAGAAAGAAUUGGAAGAUGUUAAACUGCCGAGGGAAAAAGAAAAACAAGAGGAAAGCUCACGAAGAAAAUUGUGCGAGAUAGGAGAGCACGCGCAAUUACACGAGAGCGUAGGACAAGAAAUAAAGUCCAAAAGACAACUGCACGAGGUAGAGAGGCAUAUGAAAGACGCACCAGGAGAGUUACAAGAAAAAAAUAACAGUUAUAUAACCAGAAAAUUCAACUGCUUGAGAUAGAAAAGCAAUUAAAAGACACGCAAGCACAGUUACAAGAGAAGGAAGAACUAGAAGAAAACUCCAAAAGACAAUUGCACGAGAUAGAGAGGCAUUUGAGAGACGCACAAGGACAGUUACAAGAGAAAGAAGUAGAAUUACUUAAUUGCAAAAUAUUGAUGCGUGAUAUGGAGAAUGAUCUCAAGGACGCACAA
Pocillopora verrucosa is the source of this 2559-nucleotide messenger RNA. RefSeq names its product protein fem-1 homolog B-like. Lineage: Eukaryota; Metazoa; Cnidaria; Anthozoa; Scleractinia; Pocilloporidae. The record is from RefSeq and is a predicted model, not a curated record. Gene Ontology annotation, molecular function: protein binding.